CAUGAGAGCGCCGCUGCCGCUCGCGCUGUGCGCCACGCUGCUGACGCACGGCGUCGCGCGCGGAACUGAUCUCGAGGCUUCGCUGCGCGCAAAUUAUGAAGAUCGCGGCAUGAUCGCCGAGAAGACGGCGGACGUCAACCUCUCGGAGCCACUGCGCUACCUCCAAGCCGGACCUGCCUCGUCCAAGCGACUAGUGGUGCUGCUCCACGGCAUGGUCUUUACCGCCGACACGUGGAAGUGGGUGGGCACGAUCGACGCGCUCGCCGAGGCCGGCUUUCGCGUCGUCGCGCUCGAGCUGAAGCACUACGCGGGCGAGUACGCCUCCGAGGCAGUUCGCACGAGCCUGCUGCGUAGCUUCCUCAAGGCGCUCGGCUGGCCGGCGAGCCCGCGCUCCGUCCUCGUCGUCGCCGCCUCGGCGGGCGGCUCUGUCGGCGCGCCGUUUGUGCUCGACCCAAAGACGGCGCCGAGCGUGGCAGGGUAUGUCUCAGUGAGCGCGCUCGGGAUUCGCGGCAACGCGAGCGGGCCGUCGAGCGUGCCCGCCCUCCUCGUGUGGGGCGCGCUCGACCAGCCAACCUCGGCUAAGGAGCAGGCGCACGAGCGUCGACGCGGCGCACGAGCGCACCUUUGCGGCGCACCAGCUGUGCGUCCUCCCCGACGCGCCGCACCCGGCCUACCUGAAGGAGCCCGAGCUCUUCAACGCGCUCGUGGUCCGCUUCGCCAGCAGCCAGACGGGCGCGUUGCCCGGCCGCGAGCAUUGGUCGCUGAGAGUGGCGGCAGCGUGGGGCGGUGCGGAUGAACUAUGAUCACUGUGCGUGUGGUAGGAUGGACCUCCAGGCGGAUCUCCAUGAUCGACUUAACUGUUCAGAAUCAGAUGAUAACACAUAACA
This is a messenger RNA of Emiliania huxleyi CCMP1516, 887 nucleotides long. RefSeq lists its product as hypothetical. The annotation marks the transcript as partial. The record is from RefSeq and is a predicted model, not a curated record. NCBI's taxonomy places the organism in Eukaryota, Haptophyta, Isochrysidales, Noelaerhabdaceae. The transcript is spliced from 2 exons.